Messenger RNA from Arctia plantaginis, 2574 nucleotides. The record is from the annotation of a GenBank genome assembly. Lineage: Eukaryota; Metazoa; Arthropoda; Insecta; Lepidoptera; Erebidae.
AUGUUAAUAUCAGAUGGAAUAAAUCAUGGUAAACUACAAUCAAUAAUCGUAGGGGAACUGAAGAAAGCUGGUUUAAAGCAUCGCCUCAAAAAAAUAAUUUUGAAAAGUAUAAAAGAUCACAAAACAGUAUUUGGAGCCCCUCUUGUGAAAGUUCCAUCCUGUAGUGUAAUAUGUUGUGGCAGUACCUUAAGUAUUCCUGUGAUUGUUGCCGAAAUGUCUUCAGUGCUUCGGUCCAACGCCCAUGUUGAAGGAUUGUUUCGUAAAGCUGGCUCACAGAACCGACAGAAAGAUAUUAAGAGAUUAUUAGAUGCUGGUGGUUGUGUAUCAGAAGGUCACCAUCCCAUAGAUGUUGCAAGUGUAUUAAAAUUGUAUCUGAGAUGUCUACCAGAGCCUUUGAUCAGUGCUGAAGUUCAAGAUUUAUUGUUACGCUGUAGACUAACUGCUGGAGAUGAUGCAUUAAAACCUAUUUUACAUACUUUGUUGUUACUACCAGUAUUACAUGUUCACCUUCUGCAUUAUAUCAUGGAGCUAUUAAACUACAUAGCAUCAAAACAUAAAGACAACCUGAUGGACAUAUCCAACUUAGCAAUUGUAAUGGCACCCAGUGUUAUGCCACUGCCAGCAGCAGCAUCUACACAGAGACUUGAACAUCAUGUUGCUCUGGUUAAGAUGUUCAUCGAAAACGCAAAACACAUUGGUUUACUGACGGAAGAGCUCAUGGUAAAACUAGAUGAUGAUUCUGAUGUCAAUAGAGCCAGACGAAAAAAACGACGAAGCGGAUCCCUUAAUCGGGUUCUCAACGGUCUUCGCAAAAUGGUAUCAGGCAGUGUUAACACGCCUGCAACAGUCAAUGAGAAUGGUAAAACUCCAAUUCUGAGCAAAUCUGCUGCAAAACGGAAGUUCGACACCUACGAAGGUUUUUCUGCGAAAACAAGAAAAGAAAUCACGAAAGGACUUCCACAGAAGGAGUUAUCGUUUACACCAAUGAAAAUAGGUCUUGAACGCAAAAGAUUAAGGCUCAGUUUGAUGGAUGCAAGAAGUACUCCUAUAAUCAAUACAGACUACAGUUCCCACAAAAACUCUGAAACAAGUACUAGCAGUGACGAUUUGUUAACUUCCUCUGAACAUUUGUUCAGUGCGCAUGAUACAAUUGACUUGUCUAACGAUAUGAAACAAUCUGAUAAAGAUUACGUCAGAAUCUCUAAACAGGAGUAUGAAGAGAUCAAAAGCAGAGUAUCAGCAAUAGAGAACAGACUGUCUAGAGAGUUUACCGACGUCAUACCGAGGGUGCAACCACUGCAACAAGUACAAGAUGUAUACGAACAAACAUUAGAGGAAGUAGCUAUGUUGAACUGUCCUACCUCCGAUCACCUAGCUCGACGUUUGAGCAAAGAACUGAAGAUACGGCCGAACGAAGAAGCAAAAAUCAUCCGCUCACCGAGCGCUAGAAAAAUUGGCUCCAUAAGACGACGAUCUAAAGAAAACAUAACUAAAAUAGUAAGACAUAAAUCUUGGAAUGUAUCGUCUAAGUCACAAUCUAGUCAAAAUACAGAUAGGUUUUAUCCAUACAUGGGAAUGAAUCGCAGAGAAAGAACCAGCACUGCCAAACCUAACUCAGAAGUACAGAAGCUGCAAGCGUCUGUAGGACCUGAAUGGGACACCUCUGCCUCUGAAACCUCUACCAACAAUAUAUCAGACUCGAGUCAUAAAUAUCAAUUACGCAAAAGAAUGAGUUUUAUACCGGACCACAGUACAGAAAAACCUAUCAGCAGAAUUCCGGCGCGUCGGUCUCUGAAUAUCACCAUCAACAAUAGUUGGGACAAUACAGCCUCGGAAAAUUCGAUGAACCACACAUUAAAUUCUACAGGGAAAUCCAAUAACACAGAAAGUGCCAGUUGCUACCAAAACAUACGUAAUGGGAGCACAAAUAUUCGAAAACCGAGUCCCCAAAAAUGGCGAAGCGCUGCAGCUUUCUUCAUGAACAAAACAGGAGAAGUUGAAAGUACUAGUCAAACUGGAAGACCCUCAGUAAACAAAUUGCGUCGUCAAAACGCUGGCGCCGUUCUUGCUAAAGCGAAAUUAUUUGAAUCUAGUUCGGAUAAAUCUUCUGAUAGAAACGAUAAAAUCAGUCACACGGGUUUUGCAAGAAGACCCAGAAUAAGCAAUCAGCAAAAUAAACCGCAAAAGAAUGUAUCGCACGCGAAACCUAAAGUCCAUGCAAAUGACAUCGUAUCACACAAUAUCCCGGUCAGGGUUGCCAGGAAUGUUGAUGUCGCGUCAAACGUACCUUCAAAAUCGUAUCACUUGAGUACUCCGAGCAGAGUUGAUGUUGAAUCAUGGCGAAAUAUGAGGAAAACAACGCCACCCAUAAAAAACGUUGUUUCGCCGCAAAAUGUUAUUAAAACACCACAAAUACCAGUAUUGAAAAAGUCCCUGUGUACUCCUAAGACUUCUCGGUUGCCAUCUUUAAACACUGAUCUCAGAAAAGCUAACACGCCUUUGAAAGCUGUUCACAUAUCUCCGAGGAGACGAUCUCCACGGUUAAAACGUGGUAAACUAACUUCAAAUGAUUAG